AUGAAACAUUACAUCAAGUUCUUUGCUUUGCCUUUCCGACUUGCAUAUAACUAUAAACUACACAACAGACCACAUCUGAGUCUUUCAUUUCGUGUUAUUAUCUUUGAAAAUUUAAAGAAAGCAACGAGAAGAAGUGCUCAGUUAUUCAACGUCAAAAUCAAAGUACGCAUGUCUGAAAUCAUAUUUUGGUAUCACAAGCAAAGCAUUUCAUGUGAUGCUUUGCAUCAAGUUGCAAAUGCAGAAGAUCUCUAG
Clunio marinus is the source of this 252-nucleotide messenger RNA. The record is from the annotation of a GenBank genome assembly. Lineage: Eukaryota; Metazoa; Arthropoda; Insecta; Diptera; Chironomidae.